This is a messenger RNA of Glycine soja, 1566 nucleotides long. RefSeq names its product zinc finger protein 7-like. The coding region runs from base 534 to 1100 and encodes 188 amino acids. The record is from RefSeq and is a predicted model, not a curated record. Lineage: Eukaryota; Viridiplantae; Streptophyta; Magnoliopsida; Fabales; Fabaceae. The transcript has a single exon.
CCAUCUUGGAAACCCAUCAUAUCUGAUAUCUAUCCUACUCAAGGAAAAAAAAGUAUAGCACAUAGAUUUGUUACAUGAUGGUGUGAGGAGCAUACACAUGGCAGGCAGUUCAACUAAAAUGAGAGAUUUGAUUUUGACAAGGGAUGGAAUGAUUUAGCAUUGUCAGCCUUAUAUUUUUCUAUAGCUAUUCCUAAGUUAGCCAGAAAAGGAUAGAUAGAACUUUGCAAGGAGAAAAGAGGAAAAAAAAAGGAUAAAAGAAGAUAGUGGGGAAUCCUAAGCUUGAAGGGGUGCAACAGUGAAGAUGACAUAAGCAUUGUUCCCUACAGAACCAAGCAUCAACAGGUGGGGUUACUGAUUAGGAUGACAAAAAAAUAAAAAAACAUCCCAUCUCACUUCCAUUACACUUUGAUGCCCUUGUCCAUUUGUUAUUUUUUCUGCUUUUGAUCUAACCUUAAAAGGAUUCCAAUGAGCCUUUUUACAUAUAUGCAACUUCCCUUGAUCACCGGAACUCAGAAGAGAACUUAGGGGAGAAAAUGAUGAUCACAGAAGAUGAAACGACUCUUACAGCAAGCAAAGAACAACAAAGUGAAAUGAUGAACGGAGACAAGGACAAUCAUGGAAGCGAAGAUGACAACUCCAAAGAGUGGUUGAACCUGAGCAUAGGUGGAACUACUACUUUACUCUCAACAGCUGUACCACCAGCCACUGCCAAAGUUUUUUCAUGCAACUUCUGCAUGAGGAAGUUCUUUAGCUCACAGGCACUAGGAGGCCAUCAGAACGCUCACAAGAGGGAAAGGGGUGCUGCCAGAAGAUACCAAUCUCAGAGGUCGAUGGCAAUAAUGGGAUUCUCCAUGAACACACUAACUAUGUGUCGAUCACUUGGUGUUCAGCCACACUCACUUGUGCACAAGCCAUGCAGAGAUGGUAUCAUGGUGGCACCGAGCUUUCAUGAUGCAUAUGCAAGGAUUGGGAUGGCAUGGACACCUUUCUGGACCGAGGAUCAAGCGGAUAUGGUGUGGCCAGGCAGCUUUCGCUUGGUUCCAAAACAGCCACAGUCACCACAGGAGCCACUCAAGCUUGAUUUAGACCUCAGACUCUGACAAGAGGUUUGGUCUCAGCUUGGAGCCUUAUCCUCCUUUUUAGCCAAAAGAGCUUGUUCGUUAGUGACCUGGGAGAGUCAAUAACUCAGAUGCUGCUGCUACUGCAUAGUAAAUGGUAGGAGAUUUUUGUUUUUCAUUGUCUAUAUGACUACAUGUUUAGCACCAGAAAACCCAAGUUAUAACUCCCUGGCUAUCUAUUUUAGUUCCUUCAAGUUUGAUAUAACUCCUGAUAUGCAGUGCUCACUUGACAAUGUUACUGACUUGGGGAGAUUUAGCUUUUCGACAUUAAAGUCCUGAUUUUCUUCCUGCAUGUACUUUAGAACAUCUUAUUCGAUUGACAGAAGAUUAAAAAAGUUAAGAGCAAGGACUACAGAAAACAAUUUGUGGAUGCUAGGUACGUUCAAGAUGGAAUGCUUCCAACAUGUGUAAAGCCUCAAUUCUAAUACUAGAUUUUAAUUAAAGACAA